ACAAAGUUCAUAGACCGAUCAGGCAGGUCCAGCACCAGCAGACACCACAGCCCUUCCACAACUGGGCAUGAUGAUCACUACAAACGUUUAAGAGUUCGACUUUUCCAAACAGGGUGGAUGGAGCAAGUCCAGUUGGAAAGCAUCAGAGAUUCCUUUACGACUCGACACCUACAGUAACGACACGUAGAUCUACUGUUCCGUUCUCAGGAAAGACUGACGUUUUCAUGCUUGGACUCAAGCUGUUUUAUUUCCCCUCCGAGCUCCAGACUGCCUUGUCGCCGCUCUGUCGGACCGAGGAGCGGAUUCCCAAACACCAUCUUUGUUUUUCCUCGCAUCGAUUGUGCUGCGGCAGAAAUGGAGGACCACAGCCGAGUGAUGGAGGCGUUGAGCGGCCACACUAUGGCCGGACUGCCGCUCACUCACAUCCAGGACCCGAGCGACGACUCCGCAGGGAAACAAGAUCUCGGGACUAUAUUGUUUCAGAUCAUGACCAUCACCGACCAGAGUCUGGAUGAAGCCCAGGCAAAGAAGCACGGACUGAACUGUCACAGGAUGAAGCCAGCGCUCUUCAGUGUUCUCUGUGAAAUAAAAGAGAGGACAGGCCUGAGUAUCCGUGGUGACCAGGACAUUGAGCCCCCUGAUGCCCAGCUGAUGAGACUGGAUAAUAUGCUUCUGGCAGAAGGUGUUGCUGGUCCAGAAAAGGGAGCUGGAGCAGCUGCAGCCGCAGUCACGGGUGUGAAUGACAACUCCAUUGAACACUCUGACUACAGAGCAAAGCUCACACAGAUCAGACAGAUCUACCACUCGGAGCUAGAGAAGUACGAGCAGGCGUGCAGUGAGUUUACCAACCAUGUGAUGAACCUGCUGAGAGAGCAGUCACGGACGCGACCCGUCUCUCCUAAAGAGAUCAGCCGCAUGGUGGGAAUCAUCCACAGCAAAUUCAGCUCCAUCCAGAUCCAGCUGAAACAGAGCACCUGUGAGGCGGUCAUGAUUCUGCGCUCCAGGUUUCUGGACGCAAGGCGAAAGAGGCGCAACUUCAGCAAACAAGCCACAGAAAUACUAAAUGAGUAUUUUUAUUCACACCUGAGCAACCCUUAUCCUAGUGAGGAGGCCAAAGAAGAGCUGGCCAAAAAGUGCAGUAUUUCAGUCUCACAGGCAGGGGGAAGCUCCAUCACAGUGUCACAGGUGUCAAACUGGUUUGGAAAUAAAAGAAUUCGCUACAAGAAGAACAUUGGGCGAUUCCAGGAAGAGGCCAACCUGUAUGCAGCGAAGACAGCGGUGACGGCUGCAGCAGCCCACUGCAGCCCAGACAAGUCUCCCAGCUCACCCAGCUCAGAUUUCCAGCUGAAAGAUGAGGAAUUUCAGCUUGAUGUUGUCGACAGCAAAAACUCUCUUCUAACCAGCAUGUUCACAGGUGGAUUUCAUACUCCCAGCUUCCAGUCAGACAGGAUACAGUGAUGGACACUUUCCUCUGAUACACCUUUCCCAACCUCAUUGUUGAGCUUGCUGGAGGAUCCGCACAGUCUCCAUUGUCAUGUCAACCUGGUGAAACCACAAAGAGAGUUGCUGGAUAUGUUCCACUAUCACUCUGCAAAUAGUGUAUGAUAAAGGAGCAGCAAAGAUGUUUUCAUUAGGGCUGUCAUUAGAUUAAACAUUUUCAUAAUAAUUAAUCGCACUAAAGCUGAGUUAACUCAUAAGUGAAUGGCAAGUAAAUUCCACAUUUUGUGUCUGUUCUACACCUUGUUCUACAACUUCAAGGAAGGAUUUUAUCAGCACAAGACUGACCUAUAAUGCUUACAACGUUAUGCUUCUAACGUGAUUUUGAGCCGUUUCACUGCCUGUGAGGUACUAAGGAAAGAGUUCCAGAAAGAGCCGCGGCGUGUUUUUGUUCCAACCCAUCUAGUACAUACAUCUUCACCAAUCCGUUAUCAGCUGAAACUAGGAGCAGAAAACAUUAUUGGCAACUACUGUGGUGAUAGAACUGAUUCAAAAUGUGAGAUUCAUUUGCGACUUAUCGCGAGUUAACUCAGCUUUAGGGUGAGACAUAAGAUUACAAAGUUUAAUCUAUUUACAGCCCUAGUUUUUAAUCCAAAGAAAGUGUACAUCCAUUGACAUGACUGACCGUCUGAAUCUGUUCAUGCCAUUGCUCUUGUUUUUGUUUGGCAAAUAUUCUGUACUGUCUGAUUGGUGUCUGUCGGUUUGAUUGAUUCAACUGAAAUGGCACAUGAUUUAGACCACUGCUUCACAGUGAACUUCCGUACUCAAUGGCAGCUUGGCAGUGACUUGAAAUGGUACCGACAACAACAACACUUCCAUUCGACCCCGUUUUCCUUCUCCGCUUUUAUUUCAAUUCCUUUUUUUGUUGCCUUUGGACUAAUACAGGACAUCUAAUCUAAUCUAAUCAGCAUUCAUAUUUUUGUGGGUUUUGGACUGUGUCAAUGCAAAUUUUAUACCCGUUUAUUGCAAGGUUUAUACUUGAACAUGUAUACAUAGGAAACAAUAACUUUUUCUUUAUUUGCCCUUUUGACAAAUGUUUUGUAAAAAAAAAACAGUUGACAUCUGUAUUGAGAAAAUUGUGUGUA
Messenger RNA from Synchiropus splendidus (mandarinfish), 2582 nucleotides. RefSeq names its product pre-B-cell leukemia transcription factor 1-like. Lineage: Eukaryota; Metazoa; Chordata; Actinopteri; Syngnathiformes; Callionymidae. The record is from RefSeq and is a predicted model, not a curated record. The coding region runs from base 355 to 1458 and encodes 367 amino acids. Gene Ontology annotation, cellular component: nucleus. Gene Ontology annotation, biological process: regulation of transcription by RNA polymerase II; eye development; animal organ morphogenesis. Gene Ontology annotation, molecular function: DNA-binding transcription factor activity, RNA polymerase II-specific; RNA polymerase II cis-regulatory region sequence-specific DNA binding. The transcript is spliced from 11 exons.